AUGGCCCAGGGCGCCAAGCCCGGCGAGGGCGGCGAGCUGCCCGGCCCCAAGGUGAGCGAGGAGAUCGGCCGGACGCGUCAUUCCGUGGCUGGCGUGGGCCUCAUUUCACCGCCGCCCCACCACGACAUCUACUCCAUCGAGGAUCUGGCGCAGCUCAUCCACGACCUCCACUGUGCCAAUAUUCGCGCGACGGUGAGCGUCAAGCUGGUGUCGCAGGUCGGCGUCGGGGUGGUGGCCGCGGGCGUCGCCAAAGCUCAUGCCGAUCAUAUCGUCAUCUCCGGCCAUGAUGGCGGCACCGGCGCUUCCCGCUGGACCGGCAUCAAGUACGCCGGCCUGCCGUGGGAGCUGGGCCUGUCGGAAGCGCAGCAGUGCCUGGUGAUGAGCGGCCUGCGCGACCGCGUGGUGCUGCACGUCGACGGCGGCAUACGAACGGCGUUCGACGUCGUCGUGGGCGCUCUGCUUGGAGCCGAAGAGUUCGGCUUCGGUACCGUGCCGCUCAUCGUGCUCGGCUGUAUCAUGAUGCGCAAGUGCCAUCUCAAUACGUGCCCGGUGGGCAUUGCCACGCAAGACCCGGUACUGCGGGCCAAGUUCAAGGGCCAGCCCGAGCACGUCCUCAAUUUCUUCUUCCUCAUCGCCGAAGAGGUGAGGAAUUACAUGGCAGCCAUGGGUUUCCGCACCAUGGACGAGAUGAUUGGUCGUACGGACAUGUUGGAGGUGUCCGGCGAGAAUGAAGCCCGCGUGGCCGACCUGGGACUCGACCUCUCUCCGCUUCUCGCCGACGCGGCCACCCUGCGCCCGGGGGCCGGCAUCCGCUUCAAGCCGUCGAACAAGUCGCGACCGGCGGACCACGUCGACGCCGCGAUCACCGCCUCGCUGGACAAGGUGGCGAGCUCCGACCCCAACACUACGAAGGAGCCCAUUGCCAUCGACCUCAACGUGGAGAACACGUCGCGGAGCGUGGGCGCCACGGCCAGCUACCACGUCUCCCGACUCUUCGGACCCGACGGCCUGCCGCACGGCCAGGAGGUGGCGGUGAGCCUGCGCGGCAGCGCGGGCCAGAGCUUCGGCGCGUUCCUGGCGUCGGGCGUGCGGAUGGAGGUGGUGGGCGACGCCAACGACUACGUGGGCAAGGGCCUCUCCGGCGGCACCCUGGUGAUCCGCGGCCACGGCGAGGCCAUGAUGGGCGUCACCGCCGGCAACGCUUGCCUGUACGGCGCCACGUCCGGCCGCCUCUUCCUGCAUGGCCGCGCCGCGCAGCGCUUCGGCGUGCGCAACUCGGGCGCCGUGGCCGUAAUCGAGGGCGCCGGCGACCACUGCUGCGAGUACAUGACCGGCGGUAUCUGCGUGGUGCUGGGCAAGGUGGGCAAGAACUUCGCCGCCGGCAUGACCGGCGGGCUGGCCUACGUGUGGUGCCCCACCGGCGGUGGCGAUCAGGACCGCGAGGCGGACUUCCGGCGCCAGUGCAACAUGGAGAUGGUGUCGCUCUACAAGCUGAACGAAGUCGAGCCAGCCGACGCGGAGCAGGUGCGGGCGCUCAUCCAGCAGCACGCCGACUACACCGGAUCCCGCGUAGCCGCCGAGCUCUUGGGCAGGUGGCCCGAGGCGGUUGGUGAGUUCAUCAAGGUGUACCCGAACGACUACCGGCGUGUGAUGGAGGAGCGCCGCUGGGAAGGCGGUCUCGCCAGUGUCCAGAAGCCGCCCACACCCGCCCAACAGCCCAAGAACGAACUGGUGGACCAGCAGCACAAGAAGGUGGGCGACAUCGAAGAUAUGAUCGAAAAGUACAAGAACGUGGUUCCCACGGGCACCGAGGCCAAGAUCCGCGGCUUCAUGCGGUAUCCGCGCAAGAAGCACGCGCUCCGGCCGACCAAGGAGCGGGUCAGCGACUUUGGCGAGAUCUUUGUGGCGCACGCCGACGCCGAUGGACCCGUGCACGAGGAGGAGAAAAAGACGCAGGCCGCGCGUUGCAUGGACUGCGGCGUUCCCUUCUGCCAAUCCGAGACUGGCUGUCCGAUCUCGAACCUGAUCCCGGACUUCAAUGCGCUGGUGUACGCGGACAAGUGGGAGGAGGCGUACCGAGUCCUCAGCAAGACCAACAACUUCCCCGAGUUCACCGGCCGCGCCUGUCCCGCUCCCUGCGAGGGCGCCUGUGUGCUGGGAAUCAACUCGUCCGCAGUCACGAUCAAGGAUCUCGAACACGCGGUGAUCGGGAGCGGUCCGGCGGGACUGGCGGCCGCCGAUCAGCUCAACAAGGCGGGCUACCUCGUGACCGUCUACGAGCGAGCCGAUCGACCCGGCGGCCUGCUCAUGUACGGCAUUCCCAACAUGAAGAUCGACAAGCGGCAGGUGGUGGAGCGUCGCCUGCGGUUGAUGGAGCAGGAGGGCGUCAAGUUCGUCACGGGCGUAAGCGUGGGCCAGCCGGGCGCCGUGUCCCUGGGCCAGCUGCGCGCCCAGUUCGACGCCGUGCUGCUGGCCUGCGGCGCCACCGCCGCGCGCGACCUCCUCUCGACGCCCGGCCGUCAGCUGCAGGGCAUCCACCAGGCCAUGGAGUACCUCACCGCCUCGACCCGCGCCCUGCUGGCCGAUGAGAAGCAGCGGUCCACGAUCGACGCCAGGGGCCGCCAUGUGGUGGUGAUCGGCGGUGGAGACACGGGCACGGACUGCAUCGGCACGUCGCUGCGCCAGGGCUGCGCGUCGGUGACCAACCUCGAGAUCAUGCCGCGGCCGCCCAACGACCGGGCCGACGACAACCCGUGGCCGCAGUGGCCCCGCGUGUUCAAGGUCGACUACGGCCACGAGGAGGCCGCCGCGAUCAACGCCAGCGGCGGCGGCGGCGACCCGCGCACGCACCUGACCUCGACCAAGGCCUUCGUGGCCGACGAGGCCACCGGGACACGCGUGGCCGGGGUCAGGACCGUGCAGGUCCGGUGGGACAAGGAGGCCGGCAGCGGUCGGUGGGUAAUGUGCGAGGUGGCCGGCAGCGAGCAGGUGCUCAAGGCCGACCUCGUGCUGCUGGCCAUGGGCUUCGUGGGGCCCGAGAAGGCCGUCGUGGACUCCACUACUACCGGCGAUGAUGAUGGUGAGGCUUGCAAGCCAGAGUUCGACGCGCGGGGCAACUUCAAGGCCGCCUACGGGGCCUUCCACACCUCCGUACCGGGCGUGUUCGCCGCCGGCGACUGCCGACGCGGCCAGAGCCUCAUCGUGUGGGCCAUCAACGAGGGGCGAGGUGCGGCGGCGGAGAUCGAUCGGCACCUGAUGGGCGGCAAGACGGCGCUGCCUGGCGUUGCGCCCAACAAGAAGUGUUGCUAG
Acanthamoeba castellanii str. Neff is the source of this 3309-nucleotide messenger RNA. RefSeq names its product glutamate synthase, NADH/NADPH, small subunit. The record is from RefSeq and is a predicted model, not a curated record. Gene Ontology annotation, molecular function: iron-sulfur cluster binding; glutamate synthase activity; oxidoreductase activity, acting on the CH-NH2 group of donors, NAD or NADP as acceptor. The transcript has 13 exons. Bases 1 to 3309 code for a protein of 1102 amino acids. NCBI's taxonomy places the organism in Eukaryota, Discosea, Longamoebia, Acanthamoebidae.